ACUGAAAAUUUAAUUAGCAUGUUCCAAAAAUACCCGUGAUCUUUGAAAAAAUGGGUAAUAUACUACAAGCUAUAGCUAGCAAUUUCUUUCAUGGCCGAAGGGAUAUGCACAUGCAGUACUUCUCAAGGCCAUCCCUCUUGCUCAAACAAAAACCAAUAUGAAUCAAUUUUGCCAAAUUAUGUUUCGAUUCAAUCCCAGACGAAAGAUUCAACGCCACAUUUCAAUCAUUAGACGAUGCAUUCUCCGUAUAUGGGAUCACGUUCUCAUUUGUUCAUUAGGGAAGCCUGUUCGCUAUCGCCGCAUGCUGUCACACCGGUCUCUAGCUACCGACGAGACAAUGCCGAGCGCAACACCACCACCGAUAUGUCAUAACCAUCACGAUAAUGAUUCAGACUUGGUAGCUUUAAAGAUUAGCCUCUUAGGUGAUUGUCAGAUUGGAAAGACAAGUUUUCUGGCAAAGUAUGUGGGAAAUGAGAAAGAUGAGGGAGUGAAGCAUAACAACGGUUUGAAAUUGAUGAAAAAAACAUUGAUGGUUAAGGAUGCACGUAUUUCUUAUAGUCUCUGGGAACUAGACGGCGAUGAAGGAUUGGAGCAGCAAAUUCCGGUGGCUUGCAAGGGAUCUGUGGCUAUUUUGAUCAUGUUUGAUCUAACUAGUCGGGUCACUUUAAACAGUGUUAUAAGGUGGUACCAAGAAGCAAGGAGAUGGAAUCAGACCGCAGUUCCUGUUAUAAUAGGAACCAAGUUUGAUGAUUUUAUCCAGCUCCCGAUAGAUCUACAAUGGACAAUUGCAAGCCAGGCAAGAGCAUAUGCCAAGGUUCUAAAUGCAACUCUCUUCUUUUCAAGUGCGACCUAUAACAUCAAUGUGAAUAAGAUUUUCAAAUUCAUCACAGCAAAGCUCUUUGACCUGCCCUGGACCUUGGAGCGCAAUCUCACCAUUGGAGAACCUAUUAUUGAUUUCUAAAAGUUAUAUUUAGCACGUAGCAAAGCCCCUUUUAUAUAUAUAUAAAACACCCUUACAUCCCAUGAAAGUAAUCGAAGUCAACUGGUCGCUUGCGAAAUUAUUGUUCCCAGUGAUUUCUGGAGUUAUCUGGAUCUCCUCCUCCUUCUCCUCCUCCUUCUUCUAGUCUUGCUAGCUAGCUAUAGAAAGCAAAUCUAUUUUUGCUUCUUUUCUAAUAAAGGAAUUGGGUAAUUAAUAUAUGAUUUUGAAGUGAAUAUAGUGUUUAA
This is a messenger RNA of Populus trichocarpa (black cottonwood), 1224 nucleotides long. Its product is annotated as septum-promoting GTP-binding protein 1. NCBI's taxonomy places the organism in Eukaryota, Viridiplantae, Streptophyta, Magnoliopsida, Malpighiales, Salicaceae. The coding region runs from base 158 to 961 and encodes 267 amino acids. The transcript is spliced from 6 exons. The record is from RefSeq and is a predicted model, not a curated record. Gene Ontology annotation, molecular function: GTP binding; GTPase activity.